AAGCUGCUACUCAGCCUCUCUUCGACAGAGCUCGUAGUCACCCAGGAAGUCCAACACCGGAGACUUGAACUAAAAGAAGAGUAGAUGAGAUGAAGACUAUUUUCACUGCAUGAAGGCCACAACAGCCAUUUCUUUUUGUGACUUAUUCUUCUUCCCCUCGUCUGGAAGGCACGGGCAGCGGGAUUUUUUUCUUAUCCCCCAAAAAGUGGGGUCGGUCUUUGAGUUGUGUGGAUGUUAUUUCCUGGAUUUUCUCUUUGGGCUGUGUCUUACGGCGGCCCGGAGAAGGCAACAGUGUGUGGAAAAGUAGAUUUGCGUGUUAACCAUAUGGCUUCAACAAAGGUAAUACGCUGGAUGCUUCGUGAAGCAUGGUGGUGAAGAUGGUUCAAACUUACUUAAUGAGGCCACUGUCAUGGGAGCGGGUCACAUGGCCGAGUAUAAUGGGAACGGGAGUCCUUUAUCUGCUGCUGCUGCUAUCGACCUGUCUCGGCCAAGACACAGAAGAUUGGCAAUAUGAGGAAUGUAAACUGUCUCGGUCAGGUCCUCCUGCUACCAUUGUUGCCAUAGAUGAAGAGAGUCCCAAUGGAACACUGUUAGUGGAGAACAUGCAGAUAAAUGGCGUGGCACAGGGUCAGAAUCGUACCAUCUCUCUGUCUCUAAGGGACAACUACGACUACUGGGUGCUCCUGGACCCUUCCAAACAGGCCCUUUACCUCAACAGUACCGGGCGUGUUCUGGAUAGAGAUCCUCCCUCCAAUAUCCAUUCCAUUGUAGUUCAGGUUCAGUGUACUAACGAGUUGAUAGGCACGGUGAUUUUACACGAGGUCCGCAUCGUUGUUCGAGAUCGCAACGACAACGUGCCACGUUUCCAGCAGCCAAGAUACUAUGUUGCUGUCAAUGAGCUGACGCCAGUAGGAACAACUAUCUUCUCUGGCUUCUCGGGGAACAACGGGGCAAUAGACAUUGAUGACGGUCCCAACGGACAGAUAGAGUACACCGUCCAGUACAACCCGAAUGACCCGACAGCCAACAGAACCUUUGACAUCCCCUUGACGCUGUUUGGCUCCGUCAUUCUUAGAGAAAGACUCAACUAUGAGGAGAUCACGCGGUACCUGGUCAUCAUACAAGCAAAUGAUCGAGCUCCCAACCUGAGCGAGCGGCGCACUGCCACCACCACGCUGACUGUGGAUGUAUUGGACGGUGAUGACUUGGGUCCCAUGUUUCUACCAUGUACGCUAGUGGGAAUGACCCGUGACUGUAGCCCGAUCACGUAUAAAGCUAGUGUACUGGAGAUGACAGAGCCACAUGAGGUGAAUCCUCUCAAUGUGACUCCACCCAUACAAGCUGUGGACCAAGACAGGAACAUACAACCUCCCUCUGACAGGCCAGGGAUUCUAUACUCCAUCCUCAUCGGCAAUCCCAAGCCCUAUGCAGAAUAUUUCAUCUUGAACAGAAGCACAGCAGAGCUGCUGCUACUAAAGCCCAUUUCCAGAGAACUGUACCGCACAUUUGAUCUGGUUAUCAAGGCAGAACAGGACAAUGGUCACCCUCUGCCAGCGUUCGCAAACCUCCAAAUUGAAAUUCUGGAUAAAAACAACCAGGCGCCCUAUUUCCUGGAGGCCAGUUACCAGGGCUAUGUCAGUGAAGCAUCACCAGUGGGAACCACCAUAGCAGCUAAUGCUAGUCUGUCUGCACCACUGGUCAUCAUAGCACUGGAUAACGAUGUGGAAGAGGUGAGAUUAAAAGUCACAUUGGACAGGUAUUCUAAUGUUUUCUCUGUGUCUGCAACUGGAAUCAGAAGAUAUCUUACCCUGGUGCAGCCACUGGACAGAGAGACACAAGACUCUUAUACAUUCACGCUCUUAGCAUCAGAUGGCGUCCAGCAGAGCUUACCGGUUACUGUGGCAAUAACGGUGCUGGACGCUAACGACAACACUCCAGUUUUUGCUAAUGUCUCCUAUAAUGUCAACGUGUUUACUGAUAUAAUGCCUGGAGAAACUGUGAUACAGCUGUCGGCAGUAGAUUCUGAUGCAGGUCCCAACGGUCAGGUCACUUUCCGGAUAUUAGCUGGUGCCCAGGGAUAUUUUCUUAUUGGAAAGAGCUCUGGGGUCAUCACUGUGACCCCAGGUGUUCAACUUACCAUGGGCCAGAGAUAUGCAUUGACUGUAGAAGCCAUGGACAACGCGCCUGUAACUCAGAGAAGGUCAUCUAUUACUACAGUCUAUAUUGAGGUUUUGCCCCCAAACAACCAGAGCCCUCCACGUUUCCCUAGACAACAAUACGACCUGGAGAUCAGUGAAGCUAUGAGGACUGGAGCUACACUGCUUAAUCUGCAGGCAGUAGAUCGGGAGAAAGACCCCAUCACCUACAAAAUCUACAGCGGAGACCCCCUUGGGCAUUUUGCACUACAGCAGACUUUGGGAUAUUUGGUUCUGGACAAGCCUCUGGACAGGGAAUCUGUGGAUGUUUAUACACUGGUGGUCAUAGCUACAGACGGACGCCCAGAUGGGACCUCCACUGCAACAGUGAACAUUGUGGUGACAGAUGUUAAUGACAAUGACCCGCUGUUCGAUUCUUCACUGCCAGUGAACCUCACUGUCAUCGAAGAGCAGGCUCACGCUUACGUCGGACUGGUCAAGGCUACAGACCCGGAUCUGGGGGCAAGUGGUGAGGUUCAUUAUCAACUUGUCAACCACCAGAAGCUGUUUUCCAUCAAUGCCACUGGAGCCAUCACAACUGCAGUGCCGCUGGACAGAGAGGUGAAAGGUCAGUACUAUCUAAUCGUUGAAGCCUGUGAUGGUGCAGUGGACCCCCGGCGGUCCAGAAUAACACUGUCAGUCACUGUCCUGGAUGUAGAUGACAACAGCCCGAUAUUCACCCAACAAACUUACAAUGUCAACAUACCAGAGAAUACCCCCAAAGAUACCAUUAUAUUGCAGUUAAAGGCGAUAGAUCCUGACCUCAACUCCAGCCUCACAUAUCGAAUCAGAACUGAAGGCUCAGACCAGAAGAUCAUUCAGUUAUUCCACAUCAACCCUGUAACAGGGGAGCUGUCGGUGCUCAAGGUUCUCAACUACGAGGCUCUAACUGACUCAGUACCCACAUAUACUUUCACUGUAGAGGCCUUUGAUGCAAACGGAGCCAUGCCUCCUGGACUGGCCUCUGUAACUGUCAAAAUAAUGGACAUGAAUGACUUUUCCCCAGAAUUCAGCCAGUCAGUGUUUCGAGGAAUGGUGGCUCCUAAUGCUGUCAAGGGAACCAUCGUAACCACAGUGUUGGCCUAUGACUCUGACCCUGCGGGUACCCCAGCAGGUCGAGUGCGCUAUAAAGUGGACCAGGAUGCAUAUCCAUACUCUGCCAGCAUAUUUGAUGUAGAAGAACAGACAGGACAUGUGGUUACGAGGGUAAAUCUCAAUGAGCAGCCCAACCUGAAGUUCAGUCUGGUGGUGGUGGCCUAUGAUGGUGGCGAGCCUGUACUGGAGGACACAGCUCUAGUAGAGAUCACAGUCCUUCAGCCUUCAGUCAUUCCUGUGUUCACCCAGGAAGAAUACAGGUUUCCACCAGUGAGUGAAGAUGCUGCUGUUGGGACCCUGGUGGGAGUCAUCCUAGCAGCUGCUGUCAAUCAAACCAUCGUGUACUCUAUCAUUCAAGGCGACGAGGGAGGUAUGUUUGCAUUGAAUGAAACCACAGGAGUGAUUUCCACAGCCAAGCCUCUGGACUACGAAACCAAUUCCAGCUACGUUCUGAAGGUUGAAGCAGACUCCAUUAGAGUGGUGUCCUCGAACCUCAGAGCUCCCUCUAAGACUAACACAGCUAAGGUGGUGAUCGACAUCCAGGAUGAGAACGACCAUGCGCCAGUUUUCACCAGAUCUCUUUAUAUUGGAGGGGUUGCAGAAGACGCCAAAACCUUUACCUCAGUCUUGCAAGUACAGGCUCUGGACGAAGACACUGGUAACUACAGUGCGAUGAUGUACCGGCUUAUCAUUCCCCCUCCUGCUGGUAAAGAUACUAAAGACAGCAAAGAUGGCUUUGUCAUUGAACCUUACAGUGGCGUGGUGAAGACAGCAAUCAUGUACCGCAACAUGAGGAGGUCGUAUUUCAAGUUUGAGGUGGUUGCUACAGACAACUAUGGUCAAGGCCACAGCAGCAAGGCGGACAUAGUGGUGUCAGUUGUAAACCAGCUGGACAUGCAGGUGGUGGUAUCAAAUGUCCCUCCAACUUACGUGGAGAAAAAUAAAGACAAGUUGCUAAGCAUCUUGGAACAUUACGUCCAGGAGCAGAUACCAGGAGCAAAGGUCGUUGUGGAAUCCAUUGGGCCCCACCGCUAUAGUGAUGGAACAGAGCAAGAUGACUACACCAAAUCGGACCUCAUGAUUUAUGCUAUCGACCCACUGACAAAUAGAGCCGUAUCUAGACAGGAGCUCUUCAAAUUUCUUGAUGGUAAACUCUUGGACAUCAACAAAGAGUUCCAGCCUUUCCUCCCUCCUGGUGGGAGAAUUCUGGAGAUCCAAACCCCCGAGUUGGUGACCAGCGUAAAGAAAGCUGUGCAGACUGUAGGCUACACAGAGGGGGCGCUGUUGGCUUUGGCAGUAAUCAUCAUCAUCUGCUGUGUUCCUGCCAUACUGAUCGUUAUUAUCACCUACAAACAAUUCAAAGAACGUCAAGCAGAGUGUGCCAAAACAAGUCGUAUCCAGAUGGCACUGCCAACAGGCAAACCUGGGGGAGGUACCGCCAACAACCUGUAUGAAGAGCUGGGUGACAAUGCCAUGCGUGGAUAUGGACAACAUGAGACACAACAACUUUUGCGACCUUCUCUGCUCAGGCCAGAGGAGUUAUCAAUGGAAUCUGGCAUCGACCCCGGCCAGGACUACUACCCACAGGAUUAUUACAACUAUGAUCACGGGUAUGACCUUCCUCAAUACAGCAGUCGCAGGAAGCUGAUCUCACCCUCCGGGCUUUAUGAUGAAUAUGGAGAAGUGGUGGUCGAUGAUGACGGGAGCUACUACUACAGCCCACAGGAGUCUGACGGAGAGGUGACAAGACAGUUUCAAGGAGACAAAUUAACACCACACCCACAUCCUGCACCUAUUCUGCCCCCAAGAAAACCCCCAGAAGCCACCAGAAGUGAGGGGGACAAAAAACAACCACCACAGAGUGCUACGACCACAAACACAACGUCCAAGAGCUCAAGCACAGCUGCCAGGUUGAAGGCUAUGAUGAGAAUGAGUAUGGCGCCGUCCUCUCAGAGCAAAACAUCUGGACAGCCUCCUGCCAUCCACCUACCAUGGAACAAAGCCAGAAUUGGACCGAUGGAAGAGGGGGAUGGUAGCAGAGUAAGGUUGGAAGAAAGAACGGGCGAAGGAGCAGGAAAAUGGUUUGAGAGCAGGGAGGCAGGGGAAAGGGAAAACAAAGGGAGAGAAAGAGAUGAAGGAACAAAAAGAGGAGGUAGAGAAAUGGAAACAUGGGGGAGAAACAACAGAAGCAGCAGGACAAACAAUGCUGCUGAAAGUGGACAAGGCAUCAGGCCAGAGCACAGGGCAGAGCUCCCUGGCUUCUUGUCCUUUGGCCGGUCUUAUAGCCUAGAUGGCGGCAUGGUCAUUGAUGGGAGUUACUUCCAGACGUCCGUUGAAGCCAGCAAACCCCCUCCGGUGAAACAAAAGCUGAGCGAGGCCCUUAGUCUUAUCUCCCUUGCCAGAAGGCUCCAGGGACCCGCCAGAGUGGGAGACAAACAGUGGAGCAAUGGAAAGAGCUGGGACAGAGGAGAGGAGAAUAGCAGGAAGAUUUAUGGCUCCAUAGGAGAUAUGAGUAUUUCUGCAUCAGUGUCUGAGAGAGCCCGAGGAGAGGACAGAAGAAGGUGCGAGUCAAGAGAGGAGGAUAGUUCCUCUGAGGGAUGGUGGAAGAGAGGGAAAAAAGUUCAUGACAGUGAUUCAGAAACAGGAAGUGACAGCAAGGAAUCUCUGUCAGAGAUUAAUUUGUCUGAAACAGGUAGCUCUACCUCAACUGUUAGGGCCAAACAUGAAUCUGACACAGAAACGGAAAAAAAUGACUCAGAAACAGACAGGGAGUCAGAGAGUGGAAGUCAGGAUGAGGAGUCAAAGAGGGAGUCAGGGUUAGAGAGUGAGGAUGAAGACACAGAGUCCAGCAGAAAACACACAGGAAGUAGUGUUAGUAAUAGUUCUAGUAGGAACAGUGGUAGUGCCAAUGUAAAGAGAGAGAGCGCGAACAGACAGCAAGAAAGGAGCAGCCGAUCCAUAAACAGACGCAGCGGCGACGACUCUAAAAAUUCUAGAUAUUCAGGUUCUAGAGUCUUGAGUUCUAGGCCCAAAAUGUCUAGACACUCUCGUAAAAUGACAGAAGAGAGUGAGGAAGAGGAGGAGUCAGAAGCAGACAUCAUCUCAGGAGUGACUGACAGCUCGAAGGACUUAUCGCCCAUCGUCGAGGACUCAGAGGGGGAGCAGAUGAGCAGAGGUCACGGCGGGGACAGACACUUGGAAAAAGACAAAAACGGAUGAGGCCAUAGCCCACCUCCUAAUAAUAAGUUCUUUACCACAAACACUGCAGCAGAAAACGUCGAAUCAAGUUGGUGUUGGACCGAGAGUAUGAGACCAGCUCCACUGGUGAAGACAGCAUGCCGGAAACCC
This is a messenger RNA of Monopterus albus (swamp eel), 6638 nucleotides long. Its product is annotated as protocadherin-15-like. Gene Ontology annotation, molecular function: calcium ion binding. The coding region runs from base 366 to 6509 and encodes 2047 amino acids. NCBI's taxonomy places the organism in Eukaryota, Metazoa, Chordata, Actinopteri, Synbranchiformes, Synbranchidae. The transcript has 41 exons. Gene Ontology annotation, biological process: homophilic cell-cell adhesion; sensory perception of sound; inner ear development. Gene Ontology annotation, cellular component: plasma membrane; stereocilium. The record is from RefSeq and is a predicted model, not a curated record.